CAAUGGCAGACACCGUGGUUGACAGUGCUGCCACAUGUUUGUCCAUUUAAUUUCCGCCAGUGUUUUUAUGCAAAAAGGCAUCGAUUAAGGGUAUUUUUAUCAAAAUUUGAGUAGAGCGAAUUAUUCUAAACAUUUACCAGUUUCUCCAUGGACACAGUGAAGGUGCAUUCGAAAGUAAUACAUUUUGCCAGCAAGUAACGGAUUCUGGAAAGAAGAGGAAGUAGGUUAGGUUAACUUCAAGUCGCAUCGCACUUUUAUAUGCUCCCGUAUUUAAUACAACGACCAAACGAAAAUGUCAAACGAAAGCAGAGGACCUGUUCCGCCUCGCUGGCUUCACUGUCCGCGUAAGGCGAUGAGGCUGAUACAAGGCAAGUUUCUAGCCUUCAAGACGCCACUGUCCUCAACCUACGACAACCAAGUGCCCGAGGAAUGUCGCUUCAAUGUGGAUAUGUUCUUUGCAAAUCUGAAGAGUCAAAAAUUAAAGAUGGGUCUUUGGAUAGACUUAACGAAUACGACGAGAUUCUACGAUAGAAAGACCAUAGAGGAUUAUGGCUGCAAAUAUUUGAAAUUGCAAUGCAGAGGUCACGGUGAGACUCCAUCGGAAGAGCAGACCCAUACCUUUGUGCAGGUAUGCAGAAACUUUAUUGCGCACAAUCCACUGGAGAUCAUCGGUGUGCAUUGCACGCAUGGUUUUAAUAGAACUGGAUUCCUCGUAAUCAGUUACUUAGUGGAAAUAGACGGUAGCAGCGUUGAUGCUGCAUUAGCCGAGUUUGCCACUGUGAGACCUCCUGGAAUUUACAAAGAUGAUUAUAUAAAGGAGUUAUACAGGCGAUAUGACGAUGUGGAAGAUGCUCCUCCUCCACCACCGAGACCAUCGUGGUGUUUGGAAUUUGAUGAUUCGAACAUUGAGGAUACGGACGAGGGACCGAGCACAGAAAAUGAAAAUUCAUGUUAUGAGGAAGGGCAAGGCAAGAAAAGGAGACGUGAAUUUAAUAAUAAGAAUCCGAUAUUUAUGCCAGGUGUGCCUGGUGUUACACCUAUUUUAGAGAAAAUGAGACUGUCAGGAAUUCAAAAGCGAGUCCAAGAAAUUUGUGGCUGGAAGUCUACAGGAUUUCCCGGUUCCCAACCUAUAUCCAUGGAUGUUGAUAAUAUAAUGUUAUUGCACACAAAGCCAUAUAGAGUAUCCUGGAAGGCAGAUGGCACAAGGUACAUGAUGCUAGUACAAGGAGACAGAGAAGUGUAUUUCAUAGAUAGAGAUAAUAGCGUUUUUGAAGUAAAUGGAUUGAAAUUUCCACAUGUGCGAGACAUAAAUAGAUGUCUGAGAGAUACUCUAAUGGAUGGUGAAAUGGUGAUCGACAAAGACAAGGGCAAGAAUAUUCCUAGAUAUUUAGUAUAUGAUGUUAUUAUGUAUGAUGGGCAGGACGUUAGUAAAUUAAUGUUUCAUCCCGACCGUUAUUCCAUUAUCGAAAAUAAAAUAAUCGCCGGUAGGCUGAAAGCUAUGAAGGAGGGACGAUUAUUGAAGGAACGAGAACCCUUUUCAGUGCGAGUAAAAUAUUUCUGGGAUGUAACGUUAAGCAAAGAUUUAUUAGGCGAGAAAUUCGCUAAGCAGCUCUCUCACGAACCAGACGGUUUGAUAUUUCAGCCCGCCAAGGAAAAAUAUUGUACGGGAGUAUCUCCGGAGGUUUUAAAAUGGAAACCGCAAUCAUUGAAUUCUGUUGACUUUCGACUCAAAAUUGUUACGGAAACGGGCGUAGGAAUAUUGCCGCGAAAAGUCGGGCAUCUUUAUGUGGGUGGACUGAAAACGCCGUAUGGCGUGCUUCCAAAACUUACUAAGCAACUCAAAGAAUUAGAUAAUGCGAUUAUUGAGUGUAAAUUUGACAAUGGUCAAUGGAUCUUCAUGCGUCAACGAAUUGACAAAUCGUUUCCUAAUUCACAUAAUACCGCCGAUUCUGUGUACAAAAGUAUUAACAAGCCAGUUACAAAAGAGCGACUUUUGGAAUUUAUCGAGAAAUAUAGAUUUGUACAAGAUGAUUCGGAUCUUAUGCCACCACCAAACAAAAGACCUAGAUAAUUUUAGAUAUUUUAUAAGAUUCUUCUCUUCCUUGUAUUUAUGUAAUGAGAUUUUAAUUGCAUAAGUAUCGCGUAAUAUUCAUAUCUUAAAUAGAUUGUUUAUAUGAUCAAAAUGAAGCAUGAUAGCGAUUUAUAUUUAUUUAAGAUAUAGGUAUUUGAAUUUUUAAGGCAUUUUAACUUGAUUUUGAAUUUUACGUUAUAUAUUUUGGAUGUGAUCAAGUUGAAGUAAUUUUUCUCAAGAAUGUUAAUAUGCAUUGAAUGAAGAUAACAGUUUGCAUAUAUUUUCUUUGUCGAAAAAAUAGGGAGCGAAGAUAAAAAAUAAUAUA
This is a messenger RNA of Formica exsecta, 2396 nucleotides long. It is a transcript of the gene mRNA-cap, whose product is annotated as mRNA-capping enzyme. The record is from RefSeq and is a predicted model, not a curated record. Gene Ontology annotation, biological process: protein dephosphorylation; 7-methylguanosine mRNA capping. Gene Ontology annotation, molecular function: ATP binding; mRNA 5'-triphosphate monophosphatase activity; protein tyrosine/serine/threonine phosphatase activity. NCBI's taxonomy places the organism in Eukaryota, Metazoa, Arthropoda, Insecta, Hymenoptera, Formicidae. The transcript has 5 exons. Bases 293 to 2071 code for a protein of 592 amino acids.